CUGUAGGAAGUUUUUGAUCUGGUUUCGAUGCCCAGCUAUUUUUUCGAGGGACUGCAUGGCAAUGAUCUGACAUCACAUGAUGAUUGUGUCAUUUGUUGUUAUUUAGUUGCAAUAGCUGUUAUUGAAAAUGUCAUGUUUAAUUAAAAAUUAAGUUAUAUGAAUUAAAGAUUUUGUUUUGGCCGACUGUGAUUUCAUUUUCUAUUUAACUUCCUCCGUUUCAAGUUCCUCUUAUUCAUAAUGAAACAAAUUUGUGUUUUUUCAAUAUUUAUUCUUCUAAACUUUGCGUCAUGCACAAGACUUUUUAAAAUUCCUCUCCUCCGAAUGCAGUCUAUUCGUGAACACAUGCACGAAGUUGGAACUCCUAUACAUAUCGUCAAUCAAAAGUGGAGUCAUUUAGAAGCAGGACCUUUUCCCGAGCCUUUAUCUAAUUAUUUAGAUGCCCAAUACUAUGGAGCCAUCAGUAUUGGUACUCCACCACAGCCUUUUAAAGUUGUUUUUGACACUGGAUCAUCAAAUCUUUGGGUGCCUUCAAAGAAGUGUAAAUGGACCAACAUAGCUUGUUUGCUUCAUAAUAAAUACGACAGCUCGCAAUCCAGUACAUAUAAAGAAAAUGGGACUGAAUUGGAGAUUCGAUAUGGCAGUGGAAGCAUGACUGGAUUCUUGAGCACAGAUAUUGUGACAGUUGGUGGCUCUAAAAUUCAAGAUCAAACUUUUGGGGAAGCCAUUACAGAACCUGGUUUAGCAUUUGUUGCAGCCAAGUUUGAUGGAAUUCUUGGUUUAGGUUUCAGUUCUAUUGCCGUUGAUGGAGUGGUUCCGGUUUUUGACAACAUGGUUAAACAAAAGCUUGUAGAUAGUCCAAUAUUCUCUUUUUAUUUAAACAGAGAUCCAAAGGCUGAAGUUGGUGGUGAAAUAAUUUUUGGUGGUAGUGAUCCUGAUCAUUACAAAGGCAAUUUUACUUAUGUACCUGUUGAUAGAUGUGGAUACUGGCAGUUCCCCAUGGAUGGUUUGUCGAUCAAUGGAAAAACGGGUGUUUAUUGUGCUGGUGGAUGUGAAGCUAUUGCAGAUACAGGCACCUCACUCAUUGCGGGACCUGUUGCAGAAGUUGAGAAAUUAAAUAAAGAAUUAGGUGCCACCCCUUUAGUUCAAGGAGAGUACAUGAUUGACUGUGAUCUAAUUCCAAAGUUGCCGAAAAUCUCUCUUACUUUUGGCGGAAGAAAUUUUGAUUUACAAGGAUCUGAUUAUGUACUCAAGGUGUCUCAACUAGGGAAAACAGUGUGUUUGAGUGGAUUUAUUGGCUUGGAUGUUCCAAAACCGAUGGGCCCCCUGUGGAUUCUUGGAGAUGUUUUUAUUGGGCGUUAUUACACAGAGUUUGACCAAGGAAACAGUAGAGUUGGUUUUGCUGACACUGUUUAGUAAUAGCAAUUAUCUGUAUUAGCAUUUAUUUUGUCUUUAUGUAUCUCUCAUAUAUUCUGAGAUUACUUAAUAAAUAUGUUAAACAUUUUA
Messenger RNA from Parasteatoda tepidariorum (common house spider), 1503 nucleotides. Its product is annotated as lysosomal aspartic protease. Gene Ontology annotation, cellular component: lysosome. The record is from RefSeq and is a predicted model, not a curated record. Gene Ontology annotation, molecular function: aspartic-type endopeptidase activity. Lineage: Eukaryota; Metazoa; Arthropoda; Arachnida; Araneae; Theridiidae. Gene Ontology annotation, biological process: cell death; proteolysis.